Messenger RNA from Theileria equi strain WA, 924 nucleotides. RefSeq lists its product as hypothetical. The transcript has a single exon. Bases 1 to 924 code for a protein of 307 amino acids. The record is from RefSeq and is a predicted model, not a curated record. Lineage: Eukaryota; Apicomplexa; Aconoidasida; Piroplasmida; Theileriidae.
AUGGUGGGAAUUACCACCACUGACACUGGCAAUAGAACUAAGUAUUAUAAGAAUAGUGAUGGUAAUAAGUGGGUUGAAAAACAUGAUCUCUCAACAAAUGGCGAGCUUAUUGAAAAGAAACUAGAUGACCUCAACUGUUAUAGUAAUGACGCAGUUACCGUUAAACUCACAAAAGAUGCAUACGGGACAGGAAAGUUACACUGUUGUGAUGGUCAUAAAAACCAUAGUAAGGUCUCUGUUGAGCCAGUGUCAGUUAAUCAUCCACAUAGCCGCCACCAUCUGGGUUCAGAGAAUCUUACAGUCAAAAAAUACUCAAUUUUGGGUACAACACUGGCAGCUAUCAAGCAUGAUUCAAGUAGUGAAGAUAAAAAGAAUAGAAUAAAGAGAAUAAAGAUUCCUGGUCUCAAAGCUUCUGGAAAUGAUCCAGUAGACAUAUACACCGUUUAUUCGGGUAAUAGUAAGAACCCAGAGUUAAUCUACGUCAAAGGUGGAGAUCCUAGUGUUGAUAGGAAGUGGUUUAAGAAGGGUGGUAAUGGAGAUGAAAACUGGACGAAAGCUCCUGAACUCAGUGGUAUAAUACCAGAAAAUAUUACCGAAUGCGCCAACUGGAAUUCUCUUGUUGGUGAACUAAGAGAUAGUAAUAGUGACUUGCAAGACUGUUCUCAAGAGAAGCUUAGAAAACAAAAACUACAAACACAACGUUCUGAAGAAGUAGCUCCUGGAACUACUACUCUUCCUACUGCUCCUGAAGUUACCGAAAUUCAACAUCUUUCUGAUCCAUUUUCUCUUACUGUUGCUACUCAACCUUAUCUUGAAGCUCCUCCUGCUCAUCAACCUCGUGGUAAUGAUUCUUCUUGGAUUGAACAUACUGUCUUUGGAUGUCUCGCUAGUUGGUCUAAUGGAGUACUACUUCACUGUGGAUGA